CACAGAAGCAGCAGCAGCAGCUCUGUGUUUUCUCUUUUGGUUGGUGGCAGCACAGGAACAUGUGGUCAUGCAGCGGCCAAUGCCGAGCCCAGAGCAGGCGAUCACCACUGUCAGAGCAGCAGCAGCAGCAGGGCUGGCACUGGAGAGGAACUCUGCCUUCCCCCUGCAGAGAGAAACCCCUCUAGAAGAGAGAGAGAGAGAGAGAGAGAGAGAGAGAGAGAGAGAGAGAGAGAGAGAGAGAGAGAGAGGAGGAGGGGGUUUGCUUACAGAGCAGAGGAUGAGGAUGCAGCGUGAAGGGGAUGUUGCAGAGGAGGCUGCAGGGAGGCAAAAACAAAAAGGAGAACAUGCUGUGUGAUCCAGGUCUCAAGAUGUAGGAGCUGCAUCAGAGGAGCCCUCAGACCAGACUGUGUGUGUGUUUGGUGUGUUUGUGUGUGUGAACGCACCAUAACAGCAGCAGACUUGUUGUGUUUCAAGGAUAGUGAAGGUGGAGAGGCGCAACCUGAGAAGCCCCCCCCCCUCUCCCCUCCCUCCUGCACUUCCACAGAGGAUGACAGAUUAGUCCUUAUUCAGCAAGGAGCCUGAGCAUCUCUCUGAGGUUAGUGAAGUGCAAAGUCAUACUGUUUCCGCCCGGUCGGGACCUGCUGUUCUCACUUAGUCCACUUGUUUUCCUCCCAUAUGGAGCUGAGUUGCAUGUGCAGCACUGUCACUGGUGAUCUCCCCUGCUCCUCUUGUUAUGGUAAACUAUGGCUGUGUUUUAGUCGGUGUGUUGUGUGUGUGACUGUGCCUCCUGCCCAGCUGAAGUGUCAGUGGCGAUGAAGUCGGGCUUGUUGUCUCUUGAUGUGAUGUCGUUAUCCAGGAUCAGAUGUUGUCCACAGCUCAGCAGAUGCUGCAGGAUAGCCGCUCCAAGAUCGAGCUGAUCCGGCUGCAGAUUAUCAGAGUCACCCAGGCUGGCAGCGGCAGCAGCGGCAGCGGCAGCAGCGGCAGCGGCAGUGGCAGCAGCGGUGGAGGAGGUGGAGGUGAUGAUGGUAGCAGCCACAGCAGCUCCACUAACAGAGCAGUGUCUCCGGUCGCGGUGGCUCCUGUGGACGCUCGUCUGGCAGAGCUGCAGCACCACAUGCAGAGAGAGACAGAUGCUCUGGUGCUGGCCAAAGACGUGGUGAAGCAGCUGGAAGGGAUCUCCUCGCUGGACCAGAAGGCGCUGACCGAGGCCCAGUCCCGGGUGCACGAGUCCUCCCAGAAGCUGGACCUUCUGCGACGGUCCCAGAAGAAAUGUCUGGACGAGAAGAGCCAGGAGCCUGAGCCACAGCAGCCUGCAGGGGGCGUCCACCCCUCACAGGGACCCCCGUCCUCCCAGUACCAGAGACCUGGAUGUCCCCUGUCCACCUCCCCGUCCGUCUUCUCCAUCAGACCUGCCUCCUUAACUGGUAAACUUGAAGUGAAGCUUCUCGGAUGUGAGGAUUUACUGAAACCUCGGACGAACCCGGAGCAGGAAAAGUCCGGGGACGGUUCCUCAGCUGCUCACAGGACGGAGGGACAUCAGGCAGAGAUCAGUGCGGUGCUCAGGCUGGACGGCAGGGUGGUCGGCCGGACGCGGUGGGCGGCCGUCAGCAGACUCAGCUGGGAUCAAACCUUCUGCAUCCAGCUGGAGCGGUCUCGAGAGCUGGAGGUCAGUGUCCUCUGGCGGGACCGGGGGGCCAUGUGUGCAGUGAAGUUCCUGCGACUGGAGGAGAUGAUGGAAAACCAGAACCACAACCAGGGUCUGAGUCUGGAGCCGCAGGGCCUCCUCUACGCCAAGCUUCGGUUCAUUGACGCUGUCGUGGAGCCGAGGCUGAGACGUCAGCGCUGCAUCUUCACUAAAGAACGAGGGAAGAACUUCCUCAGAGCCGCUCAGAUGAACAUGAACUUUGCCACGUGGGGUCACCUGAUGAUGAGCAUCCUCCCUCACUACAGCUCCUUCACCACAUUCAGCUCGUCGCUCUGCACGACCCCCGACCCGACGGCCAACAGCAGCCCGCGGGCCAAUGAGAAGGAGCCUCCAGUCACCGCUCCGCUGCCGGGUGAAGCUCCAGUUAUCAGACUCAGCGUCACUGAGGAUCCUCCUCCGCCCUCCAGCCCGGAGCCGAGAGUCGAGUCUCCCACCAUCACCCCCACAGACCACAACACCUCCUCUGUGCCUCCGCUGCAGGAAGAACUGGUGACUGACCAUCAGCCUGACUCGUCCAUAAACAACACAGAGGAAAGUGAAGACCAGCCUGUGUCUGAUCUCAAGAUGCACAGGGAGGAUUUCAAAUACAUUUCGGUUCUGGGCAGAGGACACUUUGGGAAGGUUCUGCUGGCAGAGUUCAAGAAGACAGAGAAACUUUACGCCAUCAAAGCCUUGAAGAAACGAGAGAUCGUGACUCGAGAUGAAGUCGACAGCCUCAUGAGUGAGAAGAGGAUCUUUGAGAUGAUCAACGCGUCCCGACAUCCGUUCCUGGUCAACCUCCACGGCUGCUUCCAGACCAGCGACCACGUCUGCUUUGUCAUGGAGUAUCUACCCGGCGGCGACCUCAUGAUUCACAUCCACAACAACGUCUUCACCGAGGCCCAGACCAGGUUUUAUUCAGCGUGUGUUCUUUUGGGUUUAGAGUUCCUGCAUCUGAACAAAAUCAUCUAUCGAGAUCUGAAGCUCGACAACCUGCUGAUGGAUGCUGACGGAUUUGUGAAAAUCACAGACUUUGGACUUUGUAAAGAAGGGAUGGGUCACGGAGAUCGGACCUCCACUUUCUGCGGGACCCCGGAGUUUCUGGCCCCUGAGGUCCUGACGGACGACAACUACACCCGAGCAGUGGACUGGUGGGGGAUGGGUGUCCUGAUCUACGAGAUGCUCGUGGGCGAGUCUCCGUUCCCUGGUGAGGAUGAGGAGGAGGUGUUUGACAGCAUCGUCAACGAUGACGUUCAGUAUCCCAGCUCUCUUCCUCCUGACGCCGUCUCCAUCAUCCAGAAGCUGCUGAAGAGAAAUCCUCUGAAAAGACUCGGAGCUGGAGAGAGAGACGCCAACGAGCUGAAGGGAGAGAAGUUCUUUGAGACCAUCGACUGGGAGGCUCUACUGGCCAAGACGGUCAAACCUCCGUUCCUGCCGUCGAUCACAGAAUCCAUGGACGUCAGCAACUUUGACAGCGAGUUCACUCGACUGCAGCCGAUCCUGUCGCCGCCCUGCAAACCCUCCGGCCUCUCCGCCGAGCAGCAGGAGGCCUUCGCAGACUUCGACUUCUGCGCUCUGCACGGAUGAAAGACGAGGAGACCGGGGGAACAAACUGUUGUUAUGAGGCCGAGACGCUUGUCCACAUUGGCAGGUAACCAGCCAUCUUCUCUGAGGUAUCGAUCGUCCCCUAAUGGCCUGAACACGUAGUGACUCAAUACUUCUACAGAGACAUUAAACAAAGAGUUUCAAUGUGAGCAAACAGUUGGACCUGUCACACCUUUUGCUCUUCUAGUUGAUCAAUGAGUCAAUUGACAUAAAAUCAAUCCAGGACAAUUGUCAUGAUGGAUUUCAAGUCUAAAGAUGAAAUAUUUGCUCAUCGCACCACAGACGUGGUUCGACUGGUUCUUCUGGUGAAUAGACAUUUUGCUCAGCAGCUAUUUUGACGUGGAAUUAAAGGUAAACACCAGAGUCAUGGUUCUGUACCUGAACACAACAGAUGCUUUAUUAGUGGGUUUCGUUAAGCGUGUGUUUACCUAAUAUUACAAAUCAAAAUGGCUGCCGUCAGGCCUCGGGCAACACGUGACAGUCGUUAGUUGUUAACCAUCAACGAACCUUCAGUUCCCUCAGAGUACAGUGAAGUACACAGUGUACAAUAAACUGAACAUGAUGAACGAUCACUUCCCCUGACUGCCACUUACAGAAAGUUUCCCGCUCCGGUCUCGAGACGUCUCGUGCGAUCUCCAUGGCUGACGCCGCCGACUGUUGUCACUUUCAUCCCGUCGACACCGAGUCGUCGAUCAGGCAGCUUCUCCUUCUUUCUGUUUCUUUUUGAACACAGACAGUGAUUGUAGAUCUUUAUAUUCUCUUUAUAUGUGUUCCAGCGCUCGACUGCUCCUGAUGUUGAAGCUCAUUUAUGAGACGAGUUCAGGUGAAACGUACAAACAGAGGAAAGUGAUCCGACAGAGGCCGGUGCAGGAGUUUAUAACAGUUUCUCCUCUUUCAUUCAACAUCUUUAUUCCUUUUUGGAGAUUAAUUUCAAUACUGGAAUUUGGGAUAUCGUGUUUAAGAGGCCCCUGUGACCUUUGACUUUUGACUGGCCAAAUCUAAUCUGUUGAUCUGUGAGUAAACACUUGUACCAAAUUUGGAAGGAUUCCCUGGGGAUGUUCCUGAGAUAUCCAAAAAACAAACUGUGAUCUGUGAGGUCACUGUGACCUUGCCCUUUGACCUUCAACCCCCAAAUUCUAAUCAGUUCAUCCUUGAGUUAAACUUGAAGUUUGUACCAAAUUUGAAUUAAUUCCCUCGAGGUGUCCCUGAGACGUCGUGUUCACAACAAUGAGGCGGACGAACGGACAACCCAGGGACAUAAUGGCUCCGGCCUCUGGGAUUUGAUUUGUUUCUAUUUUCUGUCACUUUUGGAUCUGAAAGAUUACUUUACUUCAUCUUAUUUUCAUGUUGUAGAAUCAGCAACGAUACGAUGAAAUCUCACGUACCAGCUGUGAAACAACUGCUUCUCUGCCAUGAACAGAAAACAGAUCAACGCCCUUUAUUUGAUUCUGUUGAAGAACACACGAUGAGAAACCUUCCCACUCUUCUGAGCGUGAACCUCUUGGAGCUCCCAGGGAGUUGGAGACUCCGCUUGCUUCGUGGCCUUUGCUCAUUACGUUGAUUUGAAUCUUUCAGAGGUUACGUUGCCGUUUCUAUGCAUCACUGUGACAGGCUUCGCCCACUGCCUUGACCAAACAGACAAAACAAGCAAACACACUUUUAAAAUAUACUUUCUUAAAAAACAAAAAAAACAACAGAAAAGUGAAAUCCCACAUGGAGACGUUUCACGUGUUUGUCGAGUCAUUCCGUCGUAGCAAAGACGAGCUGUUCACAUAUCAGGCUCGUCCCGACAGUAGAGGUGCAUGGCACUGUGGUGAACGUGUGCACUAGGAACCCUGUAAUCGCUAGCGGUAUAAAAGAAGCCAUAGAGAAUCUAACAUAGCCAUAAUAGUAAGAGAUAUCUGUAUUUUCAACUUAGCAAAUCAUAUUCUGUGAUACAGAGCUGUAGUGAUGUCAGUGCAAUAAAAGAGGAGGAGGAGGAGGAGGAAGAUGAGCCACUGCUUCAUUCACAAAAAGACUAACUUAUCAUUUAAUAUACAUUUUUUAAAUUGGUAAAUUUACUGUAGUAUCUUGUACUAAUUAUAUAUAUAUAUAUAUCAUAAAAUAUAUUUCAUAAAAUACUUUAUUUUACUGACAGAUAACGAUAACCAGUAAGUUUUAAUGUAAUCAGUGUUUUUGCUGCUGAUCGGUUCAAGUGGAUGUUUUUGCCCCAGUGGAAAU
Messenger RNA from Hippoglossus stenolepis (Pacific halibut), 5509 nucleotides. Its product is annotated as serine/threonine-protein kinase N2. The record is from RefSeq and is a predicted model, not a curated record. Gene Ontology annotation, molecular function: ATP binding; protein serine/threonine kinase activity. Gene Ontology annotation, biological process: protein phosphorylation. Bases 863 to 3271 code for a protein of 802 amino acids. The transcript has 19 exons. Lineage: Eukaryota; Metazoa; Chordata; Actinopteri; Pleuronectiformes; Pleuronectidae.